UUUAUGAACGGUGCGCAUUGCGUCUUAAGGAUCCCGUUCGGAGGAACUUGUGUGCACAGCAUAAUACGUGAUGCUACGUGUCUAAGGAGGAAGAAAGAUGGAAAAGGAACAAAUUUGCCAAUCCUAUUUCAAUGUAAGAUACACAUAGAAAAAUCAGCCAAUGACAUAUAUUAAAAGAUAUCAUGUGUGUUUGAAAAUCUACUUGCCAUUCUAGGUGCGAUUGGUUUUCGUUUCAUCAGUUUUCAAACAGACUGUGUGAUUGAGUAUGAUCUGAAAAAAUAAGGAUUCUGAUUAGAAACUAUGUUACAAAUAUUUUAAUAAUGCAUUUUCUCCUCUUUGAGGCAUUAUUAAUUAAACAAUUAUGGAUGCGCUGGAUGUCAUUUAUCUAAUUUCCUCGAAAAAUAAUGUUUUUAUAUGGAAUGCAAAUGACUGGUUGAAACUUCGACAAAAUCAUAGAAUAAUCGGCGAACUAGUGGGUUCUUUUCCAAAAUCAACUAGACAAGAUGUAUUCUCAGGUCUUCCGUUACUUCUAUUACAAGAAGAAGUAACUCUUUUACUCGAGAAAAAAAUUGCUUGUCUCAUACAAUGCUCAAAUCUAGAAAAACCACCAACUGAAUCUUUGAAUGAAAAAUUUCAAGAAUACAGGAAUAUGCUAUUUCUACAGCAAGCAGAAUGUUUGAGAGAAAACAGAAAGAAACAGAUUACUUCUGUGAUGGAUAAAAUUGUCGAAGGAAAAAAGCGCAAAAUACUGGGGUUACAUACAAGUAAAAAAAAUAUGAAGAAGCCAUUAGAUAAAAAGACUCGGGAAGCUUUAGAUAAAAUUGAAAUUAAUACUCAAAAUUUGCUCGAGGAAGAAUUGGCUAAAUUACCUAAAUUAAAUAAAACUGAAGUUCUUGUUCAAACACACACAGCAUAUCCAUGGUUUAAUAAAGGUGAUAUAAAAGUAAUGGAAUGGAAAUAUCCACUUACUUCCAGUCAACGACAUAAAUAUAAAGUAUAUAAAGAUCUUUGGGAAAGAAAAUAUUACAUUACUAGUGGAGAAAAAUUUGGUGGUGACUUUUUAGUAUAUCCAGGUGAUCCAAUAAUGUUUCAUUCACAAUUUAUAAUACAAUGCAAAUGCAAGGAUGAAGAAAUGUCUAUUACAGAACUUGUGGGUCAAUGUAGAAUCAGUUGCCAUGUUAGAAAGACAUUAGUGUUUGCUACAUAUUAUGAAGAAGAAGAUAGAGUAAAAUAUCAAUCCUUCCAGUGGGCGGAAAAUAACAUAAUUGAAAAUAGUUAAUAUUGAUCUAAUUUCAAAGCAUAUUUAUAUUCAUAUUUUUAAUUUAAUCAACCUUUUUAAAGUGGUUAUUCUUCACGGAUAUUUCUGCAUUUUGAUUUUACAUCUCAUAAUUUUAAUUAUCGAAAAAAUUAAUUUCAAUUCUAAUUUGGGAUCUUUUAGAAAUUUUUCUUUUUAUUAUAUGUGUAAUAAAUUGUUAGAUAAGAAUAACCUCGAAGCUAAAUAUCUGAAUAUCUAGCCAGUAACAUGUGUACUAAAUGUUUAGAUUUUAAAAUAAAGAAUUUU
This is a messenger RNA of Camponotus floridanus (Florida carpenter ant), 1561 nucleotides long. RefSeq names its product tRNA-splicing endonuclease subunit Sen34 (gene Tsen34). Gene Ontology annotation, molecular function: nucleic acid binding; tRNA-intron lyase activity. Gene Ontology annotation, biological process: tRNA splicing, via endonucleolytic cleavage and ligation; tRNA-type intron splice site recognition and cleavage. Gene Ontology annotation, cellular component: tRNA-intron endonuclease complex. Bases 362 to 1279 code for a protein of 305 amino acids. NCBI's taxonomy places the organism in Eukaryota, Metazoa, Arthropoda, Insecta, Hymenoptera, Formicidae. The transcript is spliced from 6 exons. The record is from RefSeq and is a predicted model, not a curated record.